This is a messenger RNA of Saccharomyces eubayanus, 1557 nucleotides long. It is a transcript of the gene DBP3, whose product is annotated as RNA-dependent ATPase DBP3. Bases 1 to 1557 code for a protein of 518 amino acids. Gene Ontology annotation, molecular function: RNA binding; RNA helicase activity; ATP binding. Gene Ontology annotation, biological process: rRNA processing. Lineage: Eukaryota; Fungi; Ascomycota; Saccharomycetes; Saccharomycetales; Saccharomycetaceae. The record is from RefSeq and is a predicted model, not a curated record. The transcript has a single exon. Gene Ontology annotation, cellular component: nucleolus.
AUGACAAAAGAAGAAAUCAAAGAAAAAAAGAGAAGAGUUGUAGAUGAACAAGUAAUCGAAAAGAAGAAGAGUAAGAAACAUAAGAAGGACAAAAAGGAAAAGAAGGAUAAAAAGCACAAAAAGGAGAAGAAGAGUGAGGACAAGCAAGUUGAAGCACCAAAGAAAGAAGCUGAGAAGAAAAUAGAAUCUACCCCUGCAGCUACUAACGAAUUUUACGUUCAGAGUGAAACCUUGACUAAUGUUCCACAAUCCGAAAUUGACGACUUUUUCAAAGAAAACGAAGUUGCCAUUGAAGAUCCAUUAAAGCUGAAUUUGCGUCCUUUAUUAUCAUUUGACCAUCUUUCCUUGGAUUCCUCUAUUCAAGCCGAAAUUUCUAAGUUCCCAAAGCCAACACCUAUUCAAGCAGUUGCCUGGCCAUAUUUGUUGUCUGGUAAGGAUGUCGUUGGUGUUGCUGAAACCGGUUCUGGUAAGACAUUUGCCUUUGGUGUCCCAGCUAUUAGCCAUUUAAUGAACGACAAAAAGAAAAGAGGUAUUCAGGUUCUGGUCGUUUCCCCAACUAGAGAAUUGGCCUCUCAAAUUUACGAUAAUUUGAUCAUUCUGACCAACAAAGUUGGCUUGCAAUGUUGUUGUGUAUAUGGUGGUGUCCCAAAGGACGAACAGAGAAAUCAGCUGAAAAAAUCUCAAGUAGUAGUUGCUACACCUGGUAGAUUAUUAGAUUUAUUACAGGAAGGUUCCGUUGACCUCUCUCAGGUAAACUACUUGGUUUUAGAUGAAGGUGAUAGGAUGUUGGAGAAAGGUUUUGAAGAAGAUAUUAAGAAUAUCAUUAGAGAAACUGAUGCGUCCAAAAGACAGACUUUGAUGUUUACCGCUACUUGGCCAAAGGAAGUCCGUGAGUUGGCCUCUUCUUUCAUGAAGGACCCAAUCAGGGUAUCUAUUGGUAACACAGAUCAAUUAACUGCUAACAAGAAAAUUACACAAAUCGUUGAAGUUGUGGAUCCCCGUGGUAAAGAAAGAAAAUUAUUGGAAUUAUUGAAAAAAUAUCAUUCCGGUUCAAAAAAGAAUGAAAAAGUUUUGAUUUUUGCUCUUUACAAGAAGGAAGCUACUCGUGUGGAAAGAAAUCUGAAAUACAAUGGGUACAAUGUUGCUGCUAUUCACGGUGAUUUAUCACAACAGCAAAGAACACAAGCUUUGAGUGAAUUCAAGAGCGGUAAGUCUAAUUUGUUAUUGGCUACCGAUGUUGCUGCAAGAGGUUUGGAUAUACCCAAUGUUAAGACCGUUAUUAAUUUAACUUUUCCAUUGACUGUAGAAGACUACGUCCAUAGAAUCGGUAGAACCGGUAGAGCUGGCCAAACAGGUACUGCUCAUACUUUGUUCACCGAACAAGAAAAGCAUUUGGCUGGUGGUUUAGUUAACGUUUUAAACGGUGCUAAUCAACCUGUUCCUGAGGAUUUGAUAAAGUUCGGUACUCACACUAAAAAGAAAGAGCACAGUGCUUAUGGUUCAUUCUUCAAGGAUGUUGAUUUGACCAAAAAGCCAAAGAAAACUACUUUUGAUUAG